Messenger RNA from Habropoda laboriosa, 1453 nucleotides. Its product is annotated as serine/threonine-protein phosphatase PP1-beta catalytic subunit. The coding region runs from base 1 to 1059 and encodes 352 amino acids. The transcript has 6 exons. Gene Ontology annotation, cellular component: nucleus; cytoplasm. The record is from RefSeq and is a predicted model, not a curated record. Gene Ontology annotation, molecular function: protein serine/threonine phosphatase activity. Lineage: Eukaryota; Metazoa; Arthropoda; Insecta; Hymenoptera; Apidae.
AUGGCGGAUGCCGAGUUGAACGUCGACAACCUGAUACAAAGAUUGUUGGAAGUAUACCACACGCAGAAAGACCAGGUUCAGAAGAAAGCCAAGCUAAAAGAUAUUUUCUCGUCGGAUUUUGUUGUCCGAGGAUGCCGGCCAGGAAAGACGGUGUUAAUGUCGGAGGGCGAGGUGCGCGGCCUUUGCCUCAAGUCACGGGAGAUUUUCCUUCAGCAGCCGAUCCUGCUGGAGCUGGAGGCGCCACUUAAGAUCUGCGGCGAUAUUCACGGCCAAUACACCGACUUGUUACGGCUGUUCGAGUAUGGCGGUUUCCCGCCCGAGGCGAACUACUUGUUCCUCGGAGACUACGUGGACAGGGGCAAGCAAUCAUUGGAAACGAUAUGCUUGUUACUCGCCUACAAGAUCAAAUACCCGGAGAACUUCUUUCUGUUGCGCGGCAAUCACGAGUGCGCGAGCAUAAACAGGAUAUACGGGUUCUACGACGAGUGCAAGAGACGGUACAACAUCAAACUGUGGAAGACGUUUACCGAUUGCUUCAACUGUUUACCGAUCGCCGCGAUCAUCGAUGAGAAGAUAUUCUGCUGUCAUGGCGGCCUUAGUCCAGACCUACAGAACAUGGAACAAAUCAAAAGAAUAAUGCGUCCGACAGAUGUACCUGACACUGGCCUUCUCUGUGACCUUUUAUGGUCAGAUCCAGACAAAGAUGUCCAGGGAUGGGGUGAAAAUGAUAGAGGCGUAUCUUUCACAUUCGGCCCAGACGUGGUAUCGAAAUUCUUAAACCGGCAUGAUAUGGACUUAAUAUGUAGAGCGCAUCAAGUGGUCGAAGAUGGCUACGAAUUUUUCGCGAAAAGACAGUUGGUUACUCUGUUUUCUGCGCCGAAUUAUUGCGGAGAAUUUGACAACGCUGGUGGAAUGAUGAGUGUUGAUGAAACUCUGAUGUGUAGUUUUCAGAUCUUAAAACCAUCAGAGAAGAAAGCUAAGUACCAGUAUAUAAGUUUGAACACGGGUCAAGCUACGAGACCAUCCACGCCGCAAAGGAAUCCAGCCAAAAAGAAAUGACAGCCUUGCACACGUCUCUUCCUUCAUUUAAGGAAACUCGUCGACAAGGCGGCAAAAUUUCUAUUAAGGCGCGAACAUUAAGAGCAUAACAUUGUACGAUAUGUUCUAUCACUAACUAGCGGUUAUGCCAAAACACAUGAAUAGCAAAAAAGAAAAAAGAAACAAAAAAACAAAAACAAAAAGGAACCGGUGAGACACGUAGUGGUGUUUGAUCGUCAGGAAUUAUUUGUGAUCGUUAAAGACUUUAAAAAAAGAAAGAUACGGCAGUUUUAAUUUUCUUCUUCUUCGCGUAUGAUUUAAAUCUAGCACUUUAAGUAAUUAUUAUUAUGUUGACUGAUUAGUGAUUAAAAUGGUAACCGUGUAUUAAAUAGAUCCCGCCCGAGUGUGCUUGUUA